AUGGCCGUCUUCCCAGCCAAGCGCUUCCGGCCGAAUUCAUACAAUGGCACAGUGCCCGCUAGAUACCGCGCUCUUCUAGCAAAACACCCUUUUGCUCUGUUCGGUCUCCCCUUCAUUGCCACCAUGGUACUCGGCUCGUUCUUCUUGACACCGGCCACCGCCAUCAGAUACGAAAAGCACGACCGCAAAGUCAAGCAACUCACCAAGGAGGAAGAGCUCGGUAUCGGCAAGGAUAGGCGAAGAAUCGACCUGAAAGAGGAAUACUAUAAACUGGCGGCGAAAGAUCUCGACAGCUGGGAGCAGAAGAGAAUCAAGAGACUCCCCGGCGAGCACGACGGCAUCCUUUGA
Molecule: messenger RNA, 348 nt
Organism: Aureobasidium subglaciale EXF-2481
Lineage: Eukaryota; Fungi; Ascomycota; Dothideomycetes; Dothideales; Saccotheciaceae
Exons: 2
Coding region: 1-348 (115 amino acids)
Biological process (GO): mitochondrial respiratory chain complex IV assembly
Cellular component (GO): mitochondrial inner membrane
Source: RefSeq, a predicted model, not a curated record